This is a messenger RNA of Penicillium canescens, 558 nucleotides long. RefSeq lists its product as uncharacterized. NCBI's taxonomy places the organism in Eukaryota, Fungi, Ascomycota, Eurotiomycetes, Eurotiales, Aspergillaceae. The record is from RefSeq and is a predicted model, not a curated record. The transcript has a single exon. The coding region runs from base 1 to 558 and encodes 185 amino acids.
AUGGGAUCAUCAACAGCCGUACAAGCCUCAACAAAGACCGACACAGCGCCGAAACACAAAGCAGCGCGCAUGGAGGAGUGGUUGCAACUCCCACUCCGAGAGUGGCCGGAUAUGGAACGUUGGAUGACAGUGAUGUCAGACCAAUUCAGCAUCGAGCAACCGAGAGAGAGGAUUCCAGACACAUCAAGGGGCGGUUACGCAAUACCUGUGACUCCUAUUGAUGAUGAUGAAACGCGUACUUCGGGGGUAUCUGAUGAGCUGUAUUCAGGGACCAACCCGCAUGGAUGGCAGCCUGGGGGUAGCAGGAUCAGUACAGGGAGUCUGUAUGAUGCUCAUCAGCCGCGCCCUAGGAUGAUAACUUCCCCGGCUUAUUAUGGGCAACAGGUUGCGGUGGAGCCGGAGGUCCUGCCGUCUCCCUCGGCUGGGAGAAUCCGGCAUGAGGUGGAUGAUGCUGUCGGUGUUUCUGUUGUGGAUCAUGCAAAUGCAGGAGCUGUUGUGGAGUCGCGAUCGACAAGGGCUGAAGAGUUGUCACACAAUUAUCCUAGUCUGUAUUUCUGA